This is a messenger RNA of Salvelinus fontinalis (brook trout), 7046 nucleotides long. RefSeq names its product arf-GAP with Rho-GAP domain, ANK repeat and PH domain-containing protein 1-like. Gene Ontology annotation, molecular function: GTPase activator activity. The record is from RefSeq and is a predicted model, not a curated record. The transcript has 24 exons. Bases 232 to 3651 code for a protein of 1139 amino acids. Lineage: Eukaryota; Metazoa; Chordata; Actinopteri; Salmoniformes; Salmonidae. Gene Ontology annotation, biological process: signal transduction.
CUAAUACUCGUUUAGUAACCCUGCCCAGCUGCUGACCUUGCUCAGCCACCGAACAGGUAAUACAGGUGAGACCGCGCUGUACAGAUUUUACCCGCAUAGGCUACACACUGUCGUCGUCGACAGAAAGCAAAACAGCCACAACAAACCUCUUCAGUAUCAGGAAGGUAACCUUUCCAGUUCUCUUUUGAACGAAACAUCGCAUUUGAACAAGAACAGAAGAGUAACGAUAAGAUGUCUGCCCCCCUCGUUCCAGACAUGCCUGUGCCAGUACCUAAACCACGGACACGCUACAAGCGGGCUGGAGGGAGCCCACAGAUCCAGCUCUCUUCUGAUCGGGAUUUGAUACAUGAUACACCUGGUACAGGAAGUCAUAGCAAAGGUAUUCCACCCCCAAAUGAUUUGCUGGCAGAAAAGGAAGACAACCAUGCCAUUAUCCUAAAUAAGCCUGCCAUUACCAGCCCAGCGGAGCAGAAUCCAAGCCAGUGUAACUUCCUUCUCUUCAGAUCUGAUUCUGGAGUGACUCCAUCUUGCCCAGUACUGGACAGUAAUGAGCCAGAUGGACUCCUUGACAGAUCUGUCUGGUUGUCCUUCUCUCCACACAGUCCGGCUGCAGAUACUGACCCCUACGUCAGUCCUGCUGCGGAUACUGACCCCUACGUCAGUCCGGCUGCAGAUACUGACCCCUACGUCAGUCCUGCUGCGGAUACUGACCCCUACGUCAGUCCGGCUGCGGAUACUGACCCCUACGUCAGUCCUGCUGCGGAUACUGACCCCUACGUCAGUCCGGCUGCGGAUACUGACCCCUACGUCAGUCCUGCUGCGGAUACUGACCCCUACGUCAGUCCUGCUGCGGAUACUGACCCCUACGUCAGUCCUGCUGCGGAUACUGACCCCUACGUCAGUCCUGCUGCGGAUACUGACCCCUACGUCAGUCCUGCUGCGGAUACUGACCCCUACGUCAGUCCGGCUGCGGAUACUGACCCCUACAUCACUGACGUAGCUGACUGGGAAAAAUGCCCUGGAUCUGGAUCUGAAUCGUCCAAUGAUGACGAUGCCGUUCCUGAAGAAAUAAAGAUCCCGUCCCACAUGAACAAUGUGGCGUCAGGGCAUGUUUGUAUUGGUGUUGUCCCCAGCGGGAAACCUCCUGUGGAAAAGGAGUCUAUGCAGACCAGACCUCUCAAACAGAAGAUCCCACGUGCGGCCACCAUCCGUGUCAGCAGGAGAAAACAGGCAGCAGCGAGCGGUGGUGCUACCCAGGCAGCAGAGUCCUCUUGUAGGGAGAAUGUGGUGUCCCGAUCCAGCUGGCUAGAUGUAUGGAAGGGCCGCAGGCACAAUGUUCUGUGGGCCACCCUGGAUGGACCAUUGGUAUCACUUUGGAAGAAACGCACAGACAAGUUCACAGACCUAGUGUUCCAUGUGUCAAGCAUCACCAAUGUCUGCAAGCAGGACAAAGGACGCUUCUCCCUUUACUUCUGCAAAAAGCACUUUGAGUUCAUGGCGCACAACAAAGCGGUGCAGGAGGGCUGGGUGACGUCCCUCCUGUCCUCUCGUGGAUGGGACCCUCCAGCCCCUCCGGGGCAGCAUGGAGCCCUGACCAUGAAGGACCCUCGCAGCAACAGAGUGUAUGCUGCCAUCUGUGGACACAACCUAUGGAUCUACAACAAUAAAGAGGACUUCCAGUUGGGGGUUGGGCUGACCUAUGUGUCCAUGAACGUGGCUUCAGUGAAGCAGACUGGCCGUCAUAACUUCAGCCUCAUCACACCGUACAAAACCUUCAAUUUCUCCACAGACUCGUCGAAGGAGCUGGCUGUGUGGCUGGGGAGUCUGAACCAGGUGAUCCUCAGUGCCCUGUCAUGCAGCGAGGUGGCCCACCGACUCUGGGCCAGUCCAUGGAACAAAGUGUGUGCCGACUGUGGCAGUGCCAACCCCGAGUGGGCCUCAGUUAACCUGCUGGUGGUCGUCUGUGAGGCCUGUGCAGGUCAGCAUCGCUCUUUGGGCAUCCAUGUCUCCAAAGUGAGAAGCCUGAAGUUGGACAGUAAAGUGUGGACCGAACCUCUGAUUCUGCUAUUUGUCCAUUAUGGGAACAAAGCAGCCAAUGAUGUAUGGGGUCACAACGUACCGGGUGCAGAGCAGAUCCUGCCAGACUCCUCUGUGGAUCAGAGGGGGGACUUCAUCAGGGCCAAGUACACCAAGGGCCGAUACAGAUUCACCCAUCCUCUAGCCUCCAGCCAGAGACUGCUCAACCAGAGGCUGUGUGAGGUGGUGUGUGGCCCUAAUGUCCCAGAGACCAUGUCAUUGCUGUGCUCGGGGGCCCGGGUCCUGUGCCACUCAGGGGACUCUCAGUGCCCCACGCCCAUUUCCCUGGCAGAGCGGGCUGGACAGGCCAUGCAGACGGAGCUGCUCAGACACAACGAGUACACAGAUGCCCCUGCCUAUGUUCAUCAGGUGCCCAGCAGAGACUCUGCGACCUCUGACCCUCCUUCUGCUGCAGGAGAGGAGGAGCUCCAUGGGAAGUUGGAGGAGGACCGCUUCUUGUUCUCCCAGGAGAAUGACUCUGCAGCCUGUGAUGUUCUGGACCUGAGGGAGGUCGUCUCCAUUUUCCACAGCUCCAACGGAUCGACUCAUGAGUUUGAAAUGGUGACUCUGACGGACCAGUUGGUGUGCUAUGCUGACACCGAAGAGGAUCUACUGAAUCACCUGCUUCAUAUUCUCAGGGUGGUGUUGCCCGGGCCCAUAGAUGAGGAGGAGCUGGACGGGGUGUUUGCUGUGUCCCGGGUGUCUCUGAGGGAGGGAGGAGGCCUGCAGCACACUGAGGUCUGGGCAGUGCUCCGUGGAGGUCAGGUCCUCGUCUAUCCUACUGACCAGCAGCGCCACAGAGAGAGGCUAACACUCAACCCUGAGACUCAAUACAAGAUAGAUUCCUCUGAGAACACCAUAGAGCUGGUCACUGGCGAGAGAACCAUGUCCAUGCAGUUUGAACGAGACCACAGCUGUCAGUCCUGGCACAGCCUACUGAAACGGGCAGUGACCACAAAGAGGAAGCAGCGCCCAUCACUGUACCAGCUGCCACCCAACGCCAUUGGCAAUGUGCCCCCUGCCAUUGAGAGGUGUAUCUCACACAUCACACAAUAUGGCCUGAAGGUGGAUGGGCUGUACCGGCGCUGUGGCUUGGCCACUAAGGUCAGCAGUCUGGUGGAAGCCCUCAGCAGAUCACCUAAAACUGCCCCUCUGGAGAAAGAUGAACAGGGUCUCCUUGACGCUGCAGGGGCCCUGAAGCAGUAUGUCCGCCAGCACGUGGUGCUCAUCCCUCAGACACAAAGGGAACUGUGGGUCAAGGCUGCAGCCCACACUGAAGAGACCCUUAGACUGGCUACCUACCGCAGACUCCUGAAGAAGAUGCCCCCUGACAACAGAAUCACACUCAAUGCCCUGUGUGGACACUUCUACAUAGUUCAGCUGUACAGUGUAGAGAACCGUAUGACAGCUCAGAACCUGGCGCUGGUGUUUGUCCCAACACUGUUCCAGGAGCUGGCCAUGAACACAAACAUGGUGCGCCUCACCAUGGAACUCAUCAUCCACCACACACUCAUCUUCCUGGGUAAAGAACAAGAGUCUGACAUGGAGAGUGAAGAACUCAUAACAAAAUUAUAGAAAAAAUCACAUGUAUAUAUUUGGCUGUCAAAAAAAGCUUAUAUUGGAAAUAUAUAUUUGGUUACAUAGUGCCCCUAGUUAUAUAGUGUAGUCGUUUUCACAACUUCUUUGAACUACACAUUUAGGCCACGGACUGGAUUAAACAUCUUUAUUCUGCUACAUUCAACUUGGGUUUAUUGUCAUUUAGGUGAUGUUAAAUAAUAACAAACCAAGCUCAAAGUGUAUGUUGUUACAGUGCCUUCAGAAAGUAUUCACACCCCUGGACACAUUUUGUUGCGUUACAGACGGAAUUUAAAAUAGAUUGAAUUGAGAUUUGUUGUCCACUUUGAAUUGUAAUUUUUUUUAUGUGUAAAACAUUUAAAGCUGAAAUGUCUUGAGUCAAUAAGUAUUCAACCCCUCUGUUAUGGCAAACCUAAAUAUAGUGAACAACAAAUAUAAACGCAACAUGCAACAAUUCAAAGAAAUCAGUCAAUUGAAAUGAAUUCAUUAGGCCAUAAUCUAUGGAUUUCACAUGACUGGGAAUACAGAUAUGCAUCUGUUGGUUACAGAUACCUUAAUAAAAAAGGUAGAGGUAUGGAUCAGAAAACCAGUCAGUAUCUGGUGUGACCACCAUUUAUCUCAUGCAGCACAAUGCAUCUCCUUCACAUAGAGUUGAUCAGGCUGUUGAUUGUGGCCUGUGGAAUGUUGUCCCACUCCUCUUCAAUGGCUGUGCAAAGUUGCUGGAUAUUGAAGGGCUCUGGAGCACGCUGUCGUACCGUUGAUCCAGAGCAUCCAAAACAUUCUCAAUGGGUGACAUGUCUGGUGAGUAUGCAGGCCAUGGAAGAACUGGGACAUUUUCAGCUUCCAUGAAUUGUGUACAGAUCCUUGCGACAUGGGGCCUGCAUUAUCAUGCUGAUAACAAGCUGAGUUUUUACAGAGAAUGCAGACUGUAUUUUUUUUUAAAGCAAACCAACACCUGUUCUUAAUCAGGAAAUUAAAGGGGUUUGGGGUCAGCCAGGAUGUUCUGGAGAGGGUGUACAGCAGCUUGGUGGAGUGCCCUCAUGUUCAAUAUGACAGUAAUGAUGGUAAUCUGAGCAUGAGGAGCAAAAGCAAACUGACCAGAAUAGUAAACAGCCAGCAAAGUAAUUGGUCGACCACAGGCACAUUUGAGCAUUCUAUUCCACAAGGCAACCAAAAAGACGGCACUGGUUGUCGUUGGCAACCCCUACCACCCUCAGUUCGAGAGGCUUCCCUCGGGCCGGCGCUUCAGAAUGCCCAUGAAGAACAUGUUCAAACAUUCAUUCGUUCCUUGUGCUGUUGGACUACUAAAUGCAAAGUAAAUUGUAUUGGUGUAUGUACUUAUCUAUCUCGUGCAGUUGGGACAGUGGUCGUUAGUGAGUGAAUGUAUUAAUGUCCUCUAUGUUGUUAGUCCAUCAUGUUGCAUACAAUGACUGGUUUAAAUGUGUAUGAUGUGAGAAUGUAUGUGAUUAUUUUAAUGGAAGGUGAUGUCAAAGAAAAAUGUCCAUCCUGGAUGGAUUUUAUUCUAUUCCAAACAUGAGGUGAUGGUGGCAGAUGAAUGGCACGACAAUGGAUCUCGUCACGGUAUUGCUGCUUUCAAAAUGCCAUCGAUAAAAUGCCAUUGUGUUCGUUGUCCAUAGCUUAUGCCUGCCCAUACCAUAACCCCACCUACACCAUGGGGCACUGUGGUUCACUAAGUUGACAUCAGCAAACCGCUCGCCCACACGACGCCAUACACGUGGUCUGCGGUUGUGCAUAAUUUUUUUAAACAACGUUGGAGGCAGCUUAUGGUAGAGGAAUGAACAUUACAUUCUCUGGAAACAGCUCUGGUGGACAUUCCUGCAGUCUGCAUGCCAAUUGCACGCUGCCUCAAAGCUUGAGACAGCUGGUAUUGUGUUGUGACAAAACUGCACAUUUUAGAGUGGCCUUUUUGUCCCCAGCACCUGUGUAAUGAUCAUGCCACACCUGACAGGUAGAUGGGUUAUCUUGGCAAAGUAGAAAUGCUCACUAACAGGGAUAUAACAAAUCUGUAUACAACAUUUUGGAGAAUAAGUAUUCUGUGCGAAUGGAACAUUUAUGGUAUAUAUUAUUUCAGCUCAUGAAACAUGUGACCAACACUUUUUACAUGUUGCGUUUAUAUUUUUGUUCAGCAUAAGUUCAGGAGUACAAAUGUAGUUAACAAGUCAUAAGUUGCAUGGACUCUGUGUGCAAUAGUGCUUAACAAUGACUACCUCAUGUCUGUACCCCACACACAGAUCAUUGUAAGGCCCCUCAGUCAAGCAGUGAAUUUCAUACACAGAUUCAACCACAUAGACCAGGGAGAUUUUCCAAUUCCUCACAAAGGGCACCUAUAUGUAUAAACAUUUAAAAAGCAGACAUGUCCUUUUGAGCACAGUGAAGUUAAUUACACUUUGGAUGGUGUAUCAAUACACCGUCACUACAAAGAUACAGGCAUCCUUCAUGACUCAGAUGAAGGAAACCGCUCAGGGAUUUCACCAUGAGGCCAAAUGGUGACGUGUUAAAAAGAGUUUGAGUUUAAAGGCUGUGAUAAACUGAGGAUGGAUCAACAGCAUUGUAGUUACUCCACAAUACUAACCCAACUGUCAAGAGUGAAAAGGAAGCCUGUACAGAAUUUAAAUAUUCCAAAACAUGCAUCCUUUUUGCAACAAGGCACUAAAGUAAUACUGCAUUAAAUGAGGCAAUGAACAAGUGAAUUUAUGUUUGGGGCUAAUCCAAUACCUUACAGAGCAUCUCACUCCAUAUUUUCAAGGAUAGUGGUGGCUGAAUCAUGGUUAUGGGUACGCGUGUAAUCGUUAAGGACUGGGGAGUUAAGAUACAAAAAGUAAACGGAAUGGAUAUAAGCACAAGCAAAAUCCUAGAAGAAAAACUAGUUGUCUGCUUUCCACCAGACACUGGAAGAUUCACCUUUCAGCAGGACAAUAACCUAAAACACAAAGCCAAAUCUACACUGGAGUUGCUUACCAAGACAGUGAAUGUCCCCGAGUGGCUGGAAUAGUUAAAUAAAAAUCUGUUUGUAAGUUUAUGGGAAGACCUGAAAAGGUUGUCUAACAAUGAUCAUCAACCAAUUUGACAGCACUUAGAAUUUUGAAAAAAAUAAUUGGCAAACGUUGGACAAUCCAGGUGUGGAAAGCUCUUUAGAAACUUCCCAGAAAGACUCACAGCUGUAAUCGCUGCCAAAGCUGAUUCUAACAUGUAUUGACUCAUGUAAUGUAAUUUUUUACAAAUGUUAGAAUUUUUCUUCCACGUUGACAGAGUGUUUUGUGUAGAUUGUGAACAAACAAAAAAAUCUAUUGUAAUCCACUUUAACAAAAUGUGGAAAAAUUCAAGUGAUUGUCGUAUUAUGACAUUUCUUAGAAAUAAAAUGACAAAGCAAUAAA